Messenger RNA from Toxoplasma gondii ME49, 3729 nucleotides. RefSeq names its product beta-1 tubulin, putative. The record is from RefSeq and is a predicted model, not a curated record. The transcript is spliced from 4 exons. The coding region runs from base 2380 to 3729 and encodes 449 amino acids. Gene Ontology annotation, molecular function: GTP binding; GTPase activity; structural constituent of cytoskeleton. Gene Ontology annotation, biological process: mitotic cell cycle; microtubule cytoskeleton organization. Gene Ontology annotation, cellular component: cytoplasm; microtubule. NCBI's taxonomy places the organism in Eukaryota, Apicomplexa, Conoidasida, Eucoccidiorida, Sarcocystidae.
AAGCCACCACAACGAUGAUCUAGGAACCGAGAAACAACGCUAUUUCGCAUUGUUCGAGGACUUACCCAACUUGUGAUAAGUUUUUGGCUUGCCUUCAUCAUUCCUUAGGCGCGCAGUUAGCAAGCGGCUGAACUUCAGCCUCUUUAGCUCAGUCGGUAGAGCGCCAGCCUUUUAAGCUGGUGGUCAGGGGUUCGAGCCCCCUAGGAGGCUCUUCGGUGUACUUUCACGCAAACCGCGUUAAGCCGGCCCCUUUUUGUUUUCCCCUUCCCCUUACUCCAGCAACAAUUCGAUGCACGAUUUUUUCGCAAUCAGAGUACUGUACAUUCAUUGAGAAACCACGUCCCUGUUUUCCUUCCGGUACAUCGGCGUGGAGCUCCAACCCUGCAGGCAGUGCAUGUGCGCUGAAGAAAUACGAACGAUGUUCCUCUGCAUACUUUUGUUCAUCUGUGACAUAUCCAUCUCUCUCUCCAGUCCUCAACACGAUAUGCAAACAGAACGUCAGAAUGAUUCAGUGCGGGUGGAAAAUUUUCACACUGUGUAAACAUAUUUAGUCACACCGUGGACUGCUGGCAGCCACGGGUGUGUGGUGCCUCAGGAGAAGGGUGUACACGUUGGGCAGAGGUGUAAAUAGAACAGCUCUACAGUGAUGUGUUUUGCUCCUUUGUACCCCGGCGUUCUUUCUCCAACUGUUGCAUAGGCAAAAGUUGGUUCUUGGCCUGAGAAGCUGCUAGUGAAUGGCCAUCUGCUCAUGAGAGGACUCAAACGUGUAGAGGGCUUGUGUCUCUGUUACGAGGGUGGAAUUGUGAGGUUUGAAUUAAACAACAUACGAAUACCAAGGGCACGAAGUGGCCGGUUCGUAGUGCAAGAUAACAGCUGGACAGCAUGACAUGAGAGCGGGGUUGAGCUCUCUAGAAGCGCAGCAUGAAGAAAAACCUCGCUUCUGCCUCCUGUUGGUUCUGGUGUCAUCAUCCAGACUGUCGCUCAUUCGUGAUACACUCCAAAGCGGUGCAUGUCAUUUCCAUCAGUUGUUUCUCGAAUACUCUAGGCGGGUCCGUGAAUUUACUCGUUAGUGACCAUCCAUCCCACUCCUGGUGAAGUCUCAGAAGUACAGUAGAAGUUCUGCUAUCGAGAGAUCUAACAGUUUUCUUGUUUGCCUCUGAAGCUUGGGAUAGGGAGAUAAGCCAGCGACAAGUAAGGGUGAGUGCACAAAUGCACCCACGGUGUUCAUCCUUUCCGAGACGCCCAGGAAACCUGUGGUGUAUGCCUAAUGUCACCCCGAGUAAAAUUGGUUUGUUCAUUAACAAAGUGCGUAAAUGAUGCGCAGAGAUCUAGUGAACAAUGCUGUGGCAGCGACAGUGUAGAGCUGAUGGUUGCUCGUUUUCCUCAGUUGACUGUCUGUAAUACAUGAUUUGAAGAGCAUCGUCAUAGCCUGACAGACUGAUCGAGGAAGACCGACCAAUGAUGGGGACUGUUUAUCAAACGAGGAUCUAGUGAAAUGUUGAAAGUGUGUAAAGGAUCUCAUAGGAAAGACUUUUUGUGAUGUUGCUUUUAUUCGUUAGGAAGCUAUGCUGUCGUUGUUCAGGGAUGUUUGUGGCAUAUUGAAGGAGAGCAAACGUGACUGGAAGCUAGCGUCUCACCCAGGACGAAAAUAUGAAUGGAAUAGCGCUUCUAGUUUUUUGUUCUCUGAUGAGCGAAAUAUGUAUCACGUGAUUCUAUCAACGUCAAGCGUUGUUCACGCUGCUCCGGGCGUUUUCGAUAGGAACCACAGUUCUCUCACAAGCAGAAUAAACGUUCCCAGAGCCUUGAAAACCUGCCUCCGCGCGAAAGCUUCCUAAAAGAGGAUGUGCACUAUAUGCCUUGUGAGAAGGGGUCAGGAGAUAACGCCCUUCAGCAGGUUGAGUUUGUGUUGUUAGGGGCACUGGAGAAAGGUCCGGUAAUCUUCAGUGCCGCAUCACUUCGGGUUGUAUUAUUUUUCGAGACUCGGAAGGACUCACCAAAUACUUGUCAGUUUACUUAGUUGAUAACCGGGCGGCUGGAUUGUCUGGCGGUCCCCGCAUCUGCCCUGCUGUGGGGAACUCUCUGCGGCUUGUGGGUACUCCUGUAUGCGCGCCCUCACACAAAAAUCUUUCGUCGAUUUCCAGCACAAAGGGAAAUCGUUUGCUGUUCACGCUGAAGGAUUCAGAGUUUGCAUAGCAGCACUUCUUAGCUUGUAAACUAAACGUCUGAACUUAAGAACUCCAUGUAUACGUAUGCUUAUGUAUAUGGACGUUCCUAUUUCUUGUCAAGAGGAGGCGACGACACGGUUAUGUUUCCCCGCAACAGCAAACAAAGAUCCUCUCCUUCGCUGCACAUUUACCAACAUAGCCCUAACUUAACAAAAUGAGAGAAAUUGUACACAUUCAGGGAGGCCAGUGCGGCAACCAGAUCGGAGCCAAAUUCUGGGAAGUAAUUUCGGACGAGCAUGGAAUUGACCCUACAGGGACGUACAAUGGCGACAGCGAUCUGCAAUUGGAACGGGUAAACGUGUUUUACAAUGAAGCGACGGGCGGGCGCUUCGUCCCGCGCGCCAUUUUGAUGGAUCUGGAACCCGGCACGAUGGACAGUGUCAGAGCAGGACCCUUUGGUCAGCUCUUUCGUCCGGAUAAUUUCGUUUUUGGUCAGACUGGAGCUGGGAACAACUGGGCCAAAGGCCACUACACUGAGGGUGCAGAACUGAUUGAUUCUGUUCUCGACAUUGUCCGCAAAGAAGCUGAAGGCUGUGAUUGUUUACAGGGCUUUCAGAUCACGCACAGCUUAGGGGGAGGCACAGGCAGCGGUAUGGGCACCCUGUUGAUCAGUAAAGUCCGUGAGGAGUACCCCGACCGGAUCAUGGAAACCUUUAGUGUGUUUCCAUCCCCCAAAGUGUCUGACACAGUCGUCGAGCCUUACAAUGCCACACUCUCUGUUCACCAGCUCGUGGAAAAUGCAGACGAAGUGCAAGUGAUCGACAACGAAGCAUUGUACGACAUUUGUUUCCGAACCCUGAAGCUGACGACGCCCACGUAUGGAGAUCUGAACCACCUCGUUAGCGCUGCCAUGUCUGGUGUCACCUGCUCUCUUCGCUUCCCCGGUCAACUGAACAGCGACUUAAGGAAACUUGCGGUCAACCUCAUUCCCUUCCCUCGCCUCCACUUUUUCCUUAUCGGCUUUGCGCCCCUCACAAGUCGCGGGAGCCAGCAAUACAGGGCCUUAACUGUCCCAGAGCUGACGCAGCAAAUGUUCGAUGCAAAGAACAUGAUGUGCGCAUCGGACCCGCGACAUGGUCGCUACCUAACUGCUUGCGCCAUGUUUCGGGGUCGGAUGUCCACGAAAGAAGUGGACGAACAAAUGCUGAAUGUGCAGAAUAAGAACUCUUCUUACUUUGUCGAAUGGAUUCCGAACAACAUGAAGUCCAGCGUAUGCGACAUCCCACCCAAAGGCCUCAAAAUGUCUGUCACUUUCGUCGGAAACUCGACGGCCAUUCAAGAAAUGUUCAAACGUGUCUCGGAACAAUUCACCGCUAUGUUCCGAAGGAAGGCUUUUUUACACUGGUACACUGGAGAGGGAAUGGAUGAGAUGGAGUUCACAGAAGCUGAGUCAAACAUGAAUGACUUGGUUUCUGAAUAUCAGCAGUACCAGGAUGCCACUGCUGAAGAGGAGGGGGAAUUCGACGACGAAGAAGGAGCUGCAGAGGGUGAAGGCGCCGAGUGA